Magnolia sinica is the source of this 1208-nucleotide messenger RNA. RefSeq lists its product as uncharacterized. Gene Ontology annotation, cellular component: U1 snRNP; U4/U6 x U5 tri-snRNP complex; U2 snRNP. The coding region runs from base 16 to 588 and encodes 190 amino acids. The transcript has 4 exons. Gene Ontology annotation, biological process: RNA splicing; spliceosomal snRNP assembly. The record is from RefSeq and is a predicted model, not a curated record. Lineage: Eukaryota; Viridiplantae; Streptophyta; Magnoliopsida; Magnoliales; Magnoliaceae. Gene Ontology annotation, molecular function: RNA binding.
AAUUUUAUCCUAAACAUGGAAUUGCACCUUUACAGGCGUCCAAAUGACCCCCAUGUUCACCACUGUUUAAAACAAAAAAAUGGUAAACUCACAACCAAAUCUCAUCAUAAACCCAAAACCCUACCAAGCAAACAAACGACGCUCUCUCUCAAUUUUCUCUUGUUAGAACACCUGCUCUCCCUCCCUCUCUCUCUCUAUAGCCUUUUGCUAGGGUUUCAGUUCGAGCUCGAAGAAAGAAGUUUCAUAUUCGUCUGCAUUCGACGCAGUUUCUCUGUUUCCGAACAUGAGGUUACCAAGAAUGAAGAAGAAGAAUUCAACACAGGCCCACUCUCUGUCUUAAUGAUGAGUGUUAAAAAUAAUACCCAGGUGCUCAUCAAUUGCCGGAACAACAAGAAGCUUCUUGGUCGUGUGAGAGCCUUUGAUCGUCACUGCAAUAUGGUUCUUGAAAAUGUUAGGGAGAUGUGGACUGAGAUACCCAAGACGGGGAAAGGCAAGAAGAAAGCUCUCCCAGUAAACAAGGAUCGGUUCAUCAGCAAGAUGUUCCUUCGUGGAGACUCCGUUAUCAUCGUUCUCAGGAAUCCCAAGUGAUGUAAUCACAUCUGAUACAAUUCCCAGUUUCGACAAUUUGCUGUUUGGACGGCCAGUAGAUUGCAAUCCAGAUUCUCUAUACCACUAAGGACCGAGUGAUGGGCAGUUAUGCAUUUCAUGCAUCUCAGGUAACCAUGCUAAUGGGUAACCAGGUUGGGGAAUGUGGUUUUAGAUAAACACUAUGCUUACCAUUUCUAAUGUUUGCUAUUUCUGACUUUGUGUAUGAAAUACAUUCCAGAAGUAGUACUCAACAAGGAUUUAAUGUGCCAGUAGGUAGAAUGUCUGCUCUUCCUUUUCAGUGGUCCAGACCAUUGAUCACAGGCCUCACCUUGGGUGGACCAUGCUAAAAAAUUUCAGAUUAGAAGAUUCCACCCCAUCUGAAUCUUUCCCUUUUCCCAUCAAAAUUUGUAUCUUGCUACAUUCUUAAGCUAUUUAGGAUACAGAUUGAAGGGUUAUCCUUUUCCUGCCAAGGAGAUUUCUUCGCCAUGUUCCAUCAGCAGUCUGGAUCUCUCUGAAAGACGGACAUCCCAGUGUACAAAUAUUGGGCCACAGAUGCUAUACGUCCGUAUAGUUCAUGUAAUCUCCAUUUUUCGUAGUAAUGAAAAGCUGCAUUUAGCUCA